AUGGCAGCAGCCGCAGCGAACAGGGCGGGGCCCCCGCGCGCACGGCCCCGGCUGGGACAGUUCGGAGUGACGGACACCCCGGCUCCUUCCUCCCCAACAGCAGCCAGGCAAAGACUAGUUGUGCGCCUGCGCACGGAUGUGACACACACUCUCCGCCGCUUUUCUGUGCUUUCUGCGCACGCGGCACCUUGUCGCGCACGCGCCUUAGGCUCGGGGAAGCUGGCAGGCCCCAGGAAAGGCCUGACCCUGACCAUGGCGGCAGAGGCUGGGGCCCUGCCCGCCGAGGAGCGCGUGGGGCAGGUGGUGCUGCCGGGGGACGUGCUGCUGCUGCCCUCGCACCCCGAGGCGGAUGGGGAGCGGCUGUGGCUGGGCCCGGGCGCCGCUCUGCCGGGCCGCUUGGUGUGCGGGCCGGGCCUGAGGAGCUGCGGGGCCGGGCUGCUGGUCACCAAGUGCGGGCUGCUGCGCCACCGCCAGCCGGGCGGGGCCGGAGGCGGCUCGGGCGGGGCCUACUGGGUGGACUCCCAGCAGAAGCGGUAUGUCCCAGUCAAGGGAGAUCAUGUGAUAGGCAUAGUGACUAUCAAGGCAGGUGACAUAUUCAAAGUGGAUGUUGGUGGAAGUGAGCAAGCUUCUUUGUCCUACUUGGCAUUUGAAGGUGCAACCAAAAGAAACAGACCAAAUGUGCAGGUGGGAGAUCUUAUUUAUGGUCAAUUCGUUGUAGCCAAUAAAGACAUGGAACCAGAGAUGGUCUGUAUAGACAGCAGUGGAAGAGCGAAUGGAAUGGGAGUAAUUGGACACGAAGGCCUGUUGUUUAAGGUUUCUUUAGGUCUAAUAAGAAAGCUUUUAGCUCCCAAUUGUGAAAUCAUUCAGGAAUUGGGACAACUGUACCCUUUUGAGAUAGUGUUUGGAAUGAAUGGAAGAAUAUGGGUAAAGGCAAAAACAAUUCAACAGACUUUAAUUGUGGCAAAUAUCUUGGAAGCCUGUGAGCACAUGACAGCAGAACAAAGAACACAAGCAUUUGCCAAACUAUCAGAGAGAUGAUAUAAAGAAAACAUCUUGGGUUCAUUUCAGGCUUUGCAAUUAUUGUAAUAUUUUUGUAUUCAGAUGUAUAUUAAUAACUCAUUUUGAAACUUU
Molecule: messenger RNA, 1131 nt
Organism: Terrapene triunguis (Three-toed box turtle)
Lineage: Eukaryota; Metazoa; Chordata; Testudines; Emydidae
Gene: EXOSC3
Product: exosome component 3
Exons: 4
Coding region: 1-1038 (345 amino acids)
Biological process (GO): exonucleolytic trimming to generate mature 3'-end of 5.8S rRNA from tricistronic rRNA transcript (SSU-rRNA, 5.8S rRNA, LSU-rRNA); nuclear polyadenylation-dependent rRNA catabolic process; poly(A)-dependent snoRNA 3'-end processing
Cellular component (GO): nuclear exosome (RNase complex); cytoplasmic exosome (RNase complex)
Molecular function (GO): RNA binding
Source: RefSeq, a predicted model, not a curated record